AUGCCGCUUGCAUUGGUGAUACAUGAAAAUAAGAAGCUUGUGAUUGAAGAACUUGAUCUUCCUAAAUAUGGACCCAAUGACCUUCUAAUAAAAGUAACACAUGUUGCACAGAAUCCGACAGAUUGGAAACAUGUUCAUUUUGGUUUUGCUAAACCUGGAUCUAUUGUUGGUUGUGAUUUUUCUGGUGAAGUCGUUGAAGUAGGAAAAGAAGCUACCGGUAAUUAUAAAAAAGGUGAACGUGUAGCUGGUUGUGUUCAUGGUGGUCUUGAUCGUGAAUUUGGUAUUCGUGGAGCUUAUUCAGAAUAUGUUGUUCAAGAAGCAUCACUUGUUUUUCGUUAUCCUUCUCGUAUUUCUCCUGAAUCGGCUGCCACAAUUCCACUUGCCACUAUUACAGCAGCUCUAGGUCUAUUUCAUGAAAUGGAUUUGCCUUUACCACCUGCUACAUGUGAAACACUUAUACUCGUUUGGGCAGGUAGUACAAGUGUUGGUCAAUAUGCUAUUCAAUUAGCUAAGGCAGCAGGUUGUUUUGUUAUUACUACGGCAUCAUCCAUUCGUCAUGAUUAUUUAAAAGAACUUGGUGCUGAUGUCUGUUUUGAUUACAAGGAUCGUGAUGUUGUCUCGAAAAUAAGACAAGUAACUAAAGAUAAUUUAUCAUACGCUUUUGAUUGUAUAUCAGAGAAAAAAUCAAUUGAAUAUGUAUGCGCAGUACUUAAAGGUAAUAAUUCACAAGUAGUCACUGUUUUACCAGGCAUCUCAAAUGAAAUACCAUCACAUAUCAAAGAACGUCAUAUUAUGAUGUAUACAAUAUUUGGACGUGAAAUAAAUACAUUUGGUCAACAUUAUGAUGUUAAACCACAACAUAAAGAAUUUGCCGAGAAAUUUUACAAACUACUUUCUGAUGUUUUGUUGCCUAAUGGUUUGAUCAAACCGAAUAAAGUGAAAAACAUGCCAGGUGGACUCAAUAGUGUUGAAGAUGGAUUCCAACUAAUGAUGAAUAAUAGAGUAUCAGCUGAAAAAUUAGUCUAUACAAUAGCCGAGACAACAAAUCAAUAG
Rotaria sp. Silwood2 is the source of this 1053-nucleotide messenger RNA. The record is from the annotation of a GenBank genome assembly. Lineage: Eukaryota; Metazoa; Rotifera; Eurotatoria; Philodinida; Philodinidae.